Drosophila arizonae is the source of this 731-nucleotide messenger RNA. RefSeq lists its product as uncharacterized. Lineage: Eukaryota; Metazoa; Arthropoda; Insecta; Diptera; Drosophilidae. Gene Ontology annotation, molecular function: zinc ion binding; cytidine deaminase activity. Gene Ontology annotation, cellular component: cytosol. The record is from RefSeq and is a predicted model, not a curated record.
CCUAUAACGAACCUAAACUACUCAUCAGAAUUGAGGUCAGAUGUCGCAAGGUCGUUAAAACAGACAACUGAUAGAAACUUGAUAGGUAUUAAGGCGUAGAAAUGAUCUAGAAAACAAAUUAAGCUGCGACAGGCGUUCGAUUUCAAUACAUUAUAAAGGUUUCAAAUAGUACCCAAAGCAGAACACAACAUACAUACAUACAUAUUUGUCGCUGCAAUUAGACCAUUUGGAAAAAAUAGAACAAUGACGCAGGUGUUCAUAAACGGAGCCACGGAUGCAGCCAAUGUGCGGGAGCAUGACAGCCUAGAUGCCUCCAUACAGGAGCUGAUUCGUGCUGCUGCAGAGGCACGCAAUCACGCCUAUUGCCCAUACAGUAAUUUUGCAGUUGGCGCUGCCAUACGAACGAGCGACGGCUCCAUUUACACUGGCUGCAAUAUCGAAAAUGGCGCCUAUGCCGCCAGCAUAUGUGCGGAAAGAACGGCGGCGGUGAAAGCCCUAAGCGAGGGCAAACGUCAGUUUGUGGCUUGCGCGGUUGUGGCACAGCAGGACAAUGGCUUUACAACGCCCUGUGGGGUCUGUCGACAGUUUCUAGCCGAGUUCGCCAGCAACGGCCGGGAUAUAGCCCUGUACGCAGCGAAGCCCACCAACCUACCGCUCCGUGUACUCUGCACCAGCGUGCUGCAGCUGCUGCCAAACGGCUUCAGCUUUUCCAGUAGCAAAUGAAGUCAAAA